This is a messenger RNA of Eriocheir sinensis (Chinese mitten crab), 3927 nucleotides long. Its product is annotated as DNA damage-regulated autophagy modulator protein 2-like. The record is from RefSeq and is a predicted model, not a curated record. Bases 217 to 1041 code for a protein of 274 amino acids. The transcript has 7 exons. Lineage: Eukaryota; Metazoa; Arthropoda; Malacostraca; Decapoda; Varunidae.
GCGUCACAAACAGCUGAUGCGGGAGACGAAGAGGAGGAAGAGGAGGAGGCAGAGGAGCAGCCAGGCGUGUUUCCUCUAUUUACCAUGACUUCCAGCUGUCCCAGGUAGCCCCGCGUGACAUGACCUCCAGAAGCAGAGUAUUAUCAAAAGUAUUCCCGUAGCAUUAGUUCAUCUCCUAGAAGGCCUGCUCGUUGAGGCGUAGAAUCGCAGCACACCAUGGAGUCGUCUUAUCUAUACUUCCUUCCCCUCACUGUGUUUGUACUCUUCCCGGCAACCUUCAUCAUCACGUACAUCAUAUCAGUCUUGCUAAGGCACACGGAGCCAGACUUCCCCUACAUCAGUGACACAGGCACCUACUCCCCUGAAAGCUGCAUCUUCAGCCAGGCUCUCAACAUUGGGGCAGUGGCCAUCCUCAUCACAAUCUACGUGCGCUUCCGCCAGAUCGCCGAGCUCUACCGCAACCACUCUUCCUCUGCCAACAUCGUGAGGCUCAACCGUGUGGGCCUCUGCGUUGGGUCAUUCGCGGCUCUUGGCAUAUCCAUCGUCGCAAAUUUCCAGGAGACGAAUGUAUUUUUUGUGCAUAUAACGGGAGCUCUCAUAGCGUUUGGCCUCGGAACAACGUAUCUUUGGGUUCAGGCUAUGUGUUCGUACCAGACGCACCCUCUGGUCAACAGCCUCGCCAUGGCCCAUGUUCGACUCGGCCUGGCGGUGGUGGCCUCGGUCUUCUUCGUGAUUGGCUGCGUCUGUGCCAGCAUCGCCCACACGCAGUUCGAUGGUGACAACCCCCGGAAGUGGUACCCCGGUGAUGGUGGAUGGGGCUUCCACGUGGCCAGCACUGUGUCGGAGUGGGUCUGUGCCGCCGCCUUCAACUUCUUCAUGCUGACGCUGGUGGAUGAGUUUAAGAGCAUCUCCAUGGACCCUCCGCAGGUGUAUGUGUCUGUCGAUACACUUGCACCCACCCAGUACAGCGGGAUCGGGGAGCAGGACCAGACAACAGACGACGUGCAGGCCAUCCUCUCGUCCCACUCCUACAUUACCUGAGGAACACCCACCCAGUCAGCUAGUCACGGGCCUGCUGGCUGCUUCCUGGAGGGUGUUGGGGGGAGUGCCGAUGACGUGAGACGCUUACCAGACUACAGGGGGCAAAAAAACAGUAACCCAGAGUGGCAGAAACUCAAGUUGCUCCUCAGUAGUUGCUUUAAUUUCUCGUGUGAGGGGAAUGUGCUUCUAGACGAUGCGAAUAUAUCGUACAUCGAGGAGUCCCCCGAGGUGAAAAGUGAGGCUUCCCACAGUGGUACGGUGUCGGAAUUCCCGUGUGGGGACAAUAACGACCUUGGUGUUGUCUCGUGCAUAACGUCCCCGGAUAUUCACACAAGUAAAUACGUGACUCAGGAGUGUUCGCCAAUCGAGUGGGAGACGAAUAAGCUGUUCCCGGACAUAAAGAAACAGUCGUGCAGAAACUAUAACUCAUUCGAUACGUCUCCUCCGAUCGAGGGAACCGCGGACCCCAGGGAAGUCUCCAGGUGGCCGUCGUGUCUCCAGGUGGCUGGGGACGAGUCUAGACCCCUGAUAUCGAAGCAUAAUUCACUGUGCUAUAAGAAUACUGAGGGUGCAGGGAACGAGCACGAUUGUUUUGCCAAGAAAGACAGGUUUUACAACAAAGUCUUACCCUUCCCUAUAGUGUCCAAGAGUUUCGGGUCGCAGGAGUACUCAGGUGCUGUUAAUUCGUUAGUGAAAUUCAACGAUGACACAAACUCUCAUUCCGUGUCUCUAAAUUACAGCAAUGUGGAAUGUAAAGGUAGCAAUUUUUCAGUUUUCCAGAAGCCGGUAGUGGCGAGGGACACCAUGAUCCUUUGCAAUGACCUAGACACCGAUUGCCAGGUAGUCCCGUUAUCCUUUAGUCCGAAUGUCCAUCCAGAUGUGGGCUCAGUGCCUCUUAGUAAUUACCAAGUGUCCAUGAUCAACAGCGUGCCUCCAGGAACAUUAGUUAGCUCAUCGUGUAAUAGUAACUCAUUGGUGACGCUCCUGAACCAGACCAAAGACUCCAUCCAGCCCGCCUCGUGGCCUCGCCGGCGCCCACAGUCGCUGCGUGUGGCCAUGUGUUACUCUGACCCUGAGCACCUGCAAGCUGCCAACAUGGAAAACCUGUCGUCUGUGGCUAACCUGCAGGAAAUAGCUUUAGCGGACAUGACUGGAAGAUCACAAGCUGAAGGCUCGUCCUCGACCUCGACCUCAACCAAUGUUUUGUCGAGUAUCGUUGACCCGAAGAAUAGUGGGACAUGGGAGGAGACUAACACUGAAAGGCCACUGAGCAGGAAUGUUGGCGAAAGGGAAAGACCUCCUCUUGAAAACAAAGGUGUGAUGAGACAAGCAAAACCAGGCAGUGCUACCAGAUUGAACACUUCUUAUAGAGAAUCUAUCUUAAAACCAUCAGACAUCAGUAACGAACCUACGCUUAUGUCACUAGCAGCUGCCGAGACAGUUCUUAAGAGUACCGCUUUGCUGUACCCUCUUCUACAGGCUGCCCAGAACUAUGGUGGUGGGUUUGAUGAUGGGUCUCUAAGGUCCCCUAGCAGCGACAAGGAGAACGACCCGGCCAUGCUCUCUGUACGACCCAAAGUGAAGAGUAUCGGCAAUUCCCACUCGCCGAAACGGAAGAAAACAUCGCCAUUGAGGAAAAACAGAUCGCCGAGGAGACAGAGAUCGGACAGCAUCAAGGAAGCUCACCCGAAAUUGCUCUUACCGCCGACAGACGAAAGAAAGAGAAGUGAAAAUGUGUGCGUGAUGGAGGACGACGUGUGGGCUGUGGAUGACUUUCUCCCGGUAUCCAAGUCCGCUAAGACCCAAAGUAUUGUCGAGACGCGGCGUUCUAGCGUUAAGCUGUCCCCAACAUCGACGGUCAAGAGUUCAGUCAGCGGAGUGGAGACAAAAAACACGCUGAAGUCAGACCACAUCAAAGGCAGCACCACUCCAUUUCUCGAUGAUGUGGACCUUAGCAUGAUCAACAGUACGUUCUCCACCGACACUGGGUAUGAGACGGAGACCAACACGAACUCUGUGAGCACGGAGGACUGCAUUACGGUACGUGACAAGGAUACGAAAUCAAAGGAGGUCAUAUCACCGCGUUCCAUAACCCGAGGAAACAGUGUAAUGGACAGUAUGAAUUUCUUACCCUGCGUUCCUUCACCUCAUACCACACCAGUCAACAUCUCCGGCACGACAACCCCCAACACAGUAACAGAAGACCUCACCGACUACUUUAGCAUAUGUUCCGAACUGGCGAACUUGGUGAACGUAUCUAACAACAUAUAUCAAAAGGACGCUGGUGAUGACACAGCCGACUACUUAAGCAUUUCCUCAGAGCUGCCUGGCAUGUUCAAGCUACCCGAGGACAGUCCAUGCAGUGACCUUGACGCGGUGAAACAAACCUUUGCGGAUGAGGCUGACAAUAUUGACCUUACAACCAGGCUACCCACACGUGAGCAGACCUUAACCAACCCUCGUGACUCACUGGCAAAUGAGGAAUCUUUGACAGCUGUCGACGACCCUGAGAUUGAGGAUGUCUUGAGCCCCCACGAGGAUGUUUCAAGUGAUCAGAGUCAGUCGAAUUCCUCCUUGCCCUCCCCAGUGGACACGCCCUCACAGGAGCUGAUUGAGGUGAAAUACAUGCAGCUAUCCCUCAGUAUCGUGUUGGCCAUCGUUCUUCAUGCCAUGCAGAGUAUAUCGCAGUUCAUGCUGGAGAUCUUCCUCGCCACGGAGCAGGAGGAUCGCUGGGACUGACAUGAGGAUCGCUGGGACUGAUUAACCCCUUGAAUAUGGACUUCCUACCAAGCUACAGGAAUGAGACAAAAAGUGGCUGCUACAAUUCAAUGAAGAAAAAUGUAGAGUCAUGCACCAUGGGAGGGGAUAUCCAGCUUACCAAUACCA